AUGUCAACAUCAUUCAAUCCCAAUGCUUCUGCUUCUAAUAUGUCAACUACACGAACCACUCCACCUACAAAAAAAUUAUCAAAAAUUAGCAAAAAAUUAGCAAUUAAAAAGGAACGACCAGUACCAAUGAAUGAUUUACCGCUUGAUGCACCACCUGUUGAUUGUCCACCUGUUUAUGAAUGCUAUGUAACAAUGAAACCAUUAAAAAAGCAUCGUCUCAGUAUCACAAAACGUUAUUUUGGUAAAGUUAUCCGUGGAUUAAUGCGCUUAUUGCCAGAGAAAGGCGCAAAAGCGACAAAUGAAGUUAUCGGUUCAGAAUAUACCGUCGAUUUAACAGCUGUAGCAAUUUCAUGUGAUGAUUCCAGACGGAGACUAAUUUUUAAAUUCAAAAAGGAAUCACGAGAUAUAGGUCCAGUGAAUAAGAAUGAGUAUGAAACAUUCAAGGAAAUGAUUCAGAAACAUCGAAAUUAUCGUCAAAGUGCUUGUCGUAAUAAGAAGGAAGAUUUCAAUGAAUUGAUGACCGCGAAUGCUUAUCAGAGUAACGAACUCAUUCCGAUAACUGGGCGGAUUUCAUCCUUAAAUAAAAGGCCUGUUAAUCCGGAACAAGAUAUUGACACGGCCAAAUUACGUGAAGAUUUCCGUGGCAAUACAAUUGCUGAAUUAAAUGAAAAGGUGGUUAAAAUUCUUAAUGAUAUCAAAACGAUUACGAUUGAAAUGAAACAAAUGCGAAAGGAACUAAAGGAAUUAAUAAGAAGUAUUCAAAGUGGAAAAACAUUACCAACCAUGGAAAGUAAAGAAGAUGAGCAAACUUCUGAUUCGGAUAAUUCCGAUGAGAAAUCGGAUGCUGCAUUGCUGAAUAACAAUCAAACAUUAUUUGAUGCAUUACCGAAACAAAAAAGUAAAAUUAAUUUAUCCGAAGAAAUCAUCGACAGAAAGGAAGAAAAACCUGAACGUCUAGUGGAAGGAGGAGAAUUAGAAAAGAUACAAUCACGGAAACGCAGGGAUCAAUUACCAAAGGCAUCAGUAGCUGGUGAAGAGUUAGGCCUACGACAAUUGAUGGCAAUUGUUGCUCGACGUUUACCUUUACCAAUAACAUUCUUUGAACCGCUUACAAUGUUACAAGUUUUAUGUGAAGAGUUAAGAUAUUCGGGACAAACAUUGAAUCGAGCUAUAUCUGCUUAUGAUCCAGUAGAUCGUAUUGCUUACGUGACAGCUUUUGCUGUAAGCAGCUAUUCCGGUAUGGUAUGCCGGAAACAGAAACCGUUUAAUCCGUUACUUGGUGAAACAUUUGAUUUUGUAUCAGAUGAAGGAUGGAAGUAUCAUGCUGAGCAGGUAAAUCGUCAUCCAUCUAUAAUGGCUGCUCAUGCUGAAGGACUGAAUUGGGAAUGGUGGCAAACAUUGAUUUCAACACCAAAGACUUCAUGGUCCGGUGUUAUUGAAGCAACUCCAGAAUUACCUGUACGCUUACGAUUGGGUAAAGAGGAUUAUUGCUGGAAUAGAGUAAAAGUAAUCAUCGAAAAUGCAUCAUCAACAGCUGAAUAUCGUAAACUGAAAAUGGAUGGAACGAUGAAUAUGAGAUGUAGUAAUGGUUAUACGAGUACAGUAAUCUUCCGCAAAGAUCGACAAACUGAAGUAUAUGGUAGUAUUAUGGACAAUCGUGGUAUUUUAGUUGUCAAACUCUUCGGUUACUAUGAUCGAUUUUUGCAGAAAGUAAAUCAAAAGGAAUAUUUGUUCGAAGCAAUUCCGUUACCCAAAAAUGCGAAUCAAUAUUAUGGAUUUUCACAGUUUGCAUGUGGACUGAAUGAAUUUUUGAAUAUUGAUGAAAGAUUAAGUGCUCCAUCAACUGAUAGUCGAUUUAGACCGGAUUUGAAAGCUCUUGAAAAUGCUGAUACUGCUCGAGCUUUUGAAGCUAAAACAAAUCUUGAAAAGUUGCAACGAGCACGUAAUGAAGCAAUACAUAAGCGUAUGUGGUUUGAACAGCGACAUGAUUUGAUGACAAAUACAACUUUAUGGGUUUGUAACGGUCGAUAUUGGCAAGCAAAGGAAAAAAAUUUAAGGGUUAUUCGGAUAUGCUCCAAUUAUUCUGUUAAACCAUUGUCGAUGAAAAUCGUCAUAUUAAAAUCCGACUUCCAAAAAAUGGCAGAAUUGAUGACUGUCACUUACACUGCAUUGAUGCAACGACCAAUGGAAUCGAUAAAGAUACGAACUAAAUCAGAUAUCUUAUUAUUGCUAAUGUUCGAGAAGGAAGUGUAA
Messenger RNA from Loa loa (African eye worm), 2253 nucleotides. RefSeq lists its product as hypothetical. Bases 1 to 2253 code for a protein of 750 amino acids. The record is from RefSeq and is a predicted model, not a curated record. Gene Ontology annotation, molecular function: sterol binding. NCBI's taxonomy places the organism in Eukaryota, Metazoa, Nematoda, Chromadorea, Rhabditida, Onchocercidae. Gene Ontology annotation, cellular component: intracellular membrane-bounded organelle; perinuclear endoplasmic reticulum; cytosol. The transcript is spliced from 15 exons.